Molecule: messenger RNA, 384 nt
Organism: Morchella importuna
Lineage: Eukaryota; Fungi; Ascomycota; Pezizomycetes; Pezizales; Morchellaceae
Exons: 5
Coding region: 1-384 (127 amino acids)
Cellular component (GO): cell cortex
Molecular function (GO): actin monomer binding
Source: RefSeq, a predicted model, not a curated record
AUGAGUUGGCAAGGAUACGUUGAUCAGAGUCUGAUAGGCACUGGAAAGAUUGACAAGGCCGCUAUCUUCAGUGCUGCUGGUGACUCUGUAUGGGCUGCGAGCCCUAACUUUGCGGUCAAGCCUGAAGAGGUCCAGGCCUUAAUUCAAGGCUUUGCGAACCCUGCACCCCUCUUUGAAAAAGGCUUCCAUAUAGGCGGAGCAAAGAACUUCUGCAUCAAGGCAGAUGAUAGGAGCAUUUACGGAAAGCAGGGCAAGGAGGGAGUUUGUUGCGUCAAGACAAAGCAGGCUAUUCUGGUCACCCAUUACCCAGAGACCGUUCAGCCUGGAGAGGCAGCAAAGACAGUUGAGCAACUCGCUGAUUACCUGAUUGGUGUGGGGUACUAG